Molecule: messenger RNA, 1250 nt
Organism: Thunnus maccoyii (southern bluefin tuna)
Lineage: Eukaryota; Metazoa; Chordata; Actinopteri; Scombriformes; Scombridae
Product: M1-specific T cell receptor beta chain-like
Exons: 7
Coding region: 1-918 (305 amino acids)
Source: RefSeq, a predicted model, not a curated record
AUGACCCGGUCUACGUUGCUUAAUUCCUCUCUGGUGAUACACUCUGCUGAAGCCAGAGACUCAGCUGUGUAUUACUGCGCCUCCAGUAUAGCACAGUGGUUCAGAAAGCCUCAACAGCUAAACAACAACCUCAAGAGAAACACAAGAGGAGGGAUGAGUGACAAGGACCAAUCUGUCACAAAAAUAGCAGCAGUCAGGUUGGAGCUGGUUCAGCCGUCAGUCAGCCCGACCUGUGCAGCUGCUCUCACAGACAGAGAGAGAUGGAGGCUGAGAUAUGGGGAAGCUGGGUGGGGGAAGCGAAGAGGAGGCAACGAAAGAGACUUCAGGUUUUUGUGUGAUGCUUUUUCACCGUGGGGACAGGGGGCCACGCCUUGUAUCAGUGUGAACAACAAUGAGCCUGCUUACUUUGGCAGUGGCACCAGACUAACAGUCCUGGAAAAUGAUGUAUCACCACCAACAGUGAAAGUGCUUCCACCUUCGCCAAAAGAAUGUCGCAAGCAGAAAUACGAGCACAGGAGGAAGACCUUAGUUUGUGUGGCCACUGAAUUCUACCCAGACCAUGUCAGUGUAUUCUGGCAGAUCGAUGGGAAGAAAGUCAUCAAGGGUGUGGCGACGGACAACACUGCCCUGCUGAAAGAAGGCACUUACAGCAUCACCAGCAGGUUGAGGGUCUCUGCCAAUGAUUGGUACACACCUGACAGUCAUUUCACCUGCAUUGUCAGCUUCUUUGAUGGAAAAGAAACCAAAUCUUAUCAGGAUUCAAUUCUUGGUGAAAAAGAGGUGACGAUGACAAGAGGCAAAUAUUUGAAGAUCACAAAUAAUGCCAAACUCUCCUACGGUGUUUUCAUCGUCAAGAGCAGCGUCUAUGGAGCCUUUGUUGUGUUUCUGGUGUGGAAGCUUCAGGGAAAGCACAACUGAGAGCUGAGCUGCAGCCUGAACAAGUGAACUCUCAGAGAUCGAUUCUGUUAGUUUCUGUAAAUAAAGAUUGAGAACAUUGAACUUAUAUUUCUUAUAUUUCCACUAUGUUGUGUGUUACAAAGCAUUCGCGCUCUUAAUAGUAAUUCUGCACACAGUAGAUGAACAGUUUCAGGCAUAUUUUUGUUACAAUAUUAAAGCUAUAACUGGCAUAAAAAUAAUUUUGCAUCACGUUUUUAUAAAUACGUCUGUAUAAUGUGUGGUAGUGUGUGGUUGUAAACUGCUUGUUUGCUACAUUUUCUUUUCAAUAAAAGUAUUUCAGAGAAUCUUGAAAA